AUGGAUGAUAGAGUAAGGUUAAAAGUAUAUUAUGAUGGCCAUAUUUUAUUACAAACAUCAGAAGGAGUGAAAUUUGUGUGUGAUAAUCCGUUAGAUAUUGUUAUUCCAUUCACACUGUCAUUUGAAGAAUUAAAAGGGAUCAUAUGUGAGAAAAUGGAUUUUGAAAUAUCUAGGAGAGUGUCGUGUAUUCUGUACAGAUAUCCUAUAUCUGUCUUUGGUGGGUUCGUGCAAUUUCAAACGAAAUACGUGACCGACGAGGCGAGCAUGCAAGAAAUGUUUUCAGUGUAUCUUGAAAGUCGGUCGCGAGUGACGUUUAUCGAAAUGUAUAUCGAGUUCGAGCAAUCUGCAGCGGACCGAGAAAUUGAGUUGGAGGAGUACAACAGUGAUAGUGAAGAAGACUUCGAAAGUAACUAUGAGGUCGUUGAUCCAGGUGGAAACGAAGAUGAAGCUGACGAGGCUAUGGUGGCAGAUGUGGCGGACGUGGCAAAUGCACUAGCAAAUCAGCAGCCGUUUGUGGAGCCAAGUUUCAUGCGGUCGUUGGAUUUGGAUGCCAUGCAUGCACCGGAGUAUCCUCAAUAUUUAAAUGCAGGGGUGGUUGGUUCGACCGGACCCGACUGGUUGCCCAGACCGGACCGGCCGGUUCGACCAGACCGGAGCUGCCGGUCUAACCGCACCAGUUCGGUCUACCAAAUUGACCGAUUUGACAGGACCGGCCAUCUAGAUCGAAUCGGCCGUUCUGACUACUCUAAAAUUUGUGAUGUUAUUGCAGCAGAGCUUCCCCUUAUGCCGGAUGGUGAAUUUACUGUGGGGAUGGAAUUCAGUUCUAGGGAGGCAGUAAUUAAGGCGAUGAAAGAUUAUACAAUCCGCAGAGGUGUGGAUUAUCGGGUGCAUGAGUCAGAACCGACGACAUUCUAUGCUAAAUGCACCCAGUAUGGUGCAGGAUGUGAUUGGCUGAUAAGGGUGAGCAAAAUGUCCAGGAAGUUCUGCUGGGAGAUUAGGAGGUACAACGGUAGCCACACUUGUACUAGGGCCACCAUUUCUCAAGAUCAUUCGAAGCUAGAUUCCAACACAGUUGCAGAAGCAAUAAAGCCGUUGGUAGAAGUUGACCCGUCUAUUAGGGUGAAAUCAGUGAUUGCGGAUGUACAGUCAAAGUUUAACUACACCAUUAGUUAUCGCAAAGCAUGGUUGGCUAAACAGAAGGCAGUGGAAUCAAUUUUUGGAGGGUGGGAAGCUUCGUACGAAGCCUUGCCGAUAUGGGAGAUGACUUGGUUCCUAAUAUUCGUGUGCUAA
Arachis duranensis is the source of this 1290-nucleotide messenger RNA. RefSeq lists its product as uncharacterized. The coding region runs from base 1 to 1290 and encodes 429 amino acids. The record is from RefSeq and is a predicted model, not a curated record. NCBI's taxonomy places the organism in Eukaryota, Viridiplantae, Streptophyta, Magnoliopsida, Fabales, Fabaceae. The transcript has 4 exons.